This is a messenger RNA of Anarrhichthys ocellatus (wolf-eel), 1775 nucleotides long. RefSeq names its product metaxin 2 (gene mtx2). The record is from RefSeq and is a predicted model, not a curated record. Bases 132 to 911 code for a protein of 259 amino acids. NCBI's taxonomy places the organism in Eukaryota, Metazoa, Chordata, Actinopteri, Perciformes, Anarhichadidae. The transcript is spliced from 10 exons. Gene Ontology annotation, cellular component: cytoplasm; SAM complex. Gene Ontology annotation, biological process: mitochondrion organization.
GGACCUUAAUCGCGGGCGGACCAGUCUGUGACUGCAGAACAAGCACUUGCCCUUACACUUGCAUGCAGUGGAUUUGACCUCAUCUUUAGCCAUAACUAUUAUUUAGCAAUAAAGGACAUUACAGCAUCACAAUGUCUCUUGCGGCAGAGGCUUUCGUGUCGCAGAUGGCAGCUGCUGAGCCUUGGCCUGAAUCUGCCACCUUGUACCAACCGCUGAAGGAGGAUCAGAUUCUGCUGUCAGACUGCGCCUCAUCUCUUGCUGUUCAGACCUACCUCAGGAUGUGCGGUCUACCAGUGCAGGUGGUUUGCAGAGCAAAUGCUGAAUACAUGUCACCUUCUGGGAAGAUUCCCUUCAUCCACGUAGGGAACCAGGUGGUGUCGGAACUCGGGCCGAUAGUGCAGUUCACUAAAGCUAAGGGUAAUUCUCUGAGCGACGGCUUAGAGGAUGUUCAGAGAGCUGAAAUGAAAGCGUACAUGGAGCUGGUCAACAACAUGCUGCUUACUGCUGAGCUGUACAUCCAGUGGUGUGACGACGCUACGGCUGCCGAGAUCUCGCGUCCCAGAUACAGCAGUCCUUACUCGUGGCCUCUCAGUAACAUCCUCGCCUAUCAGAAGCAGUGGGAGGUUCGCAGGAAGAUGAACGCCGUCGGCUGGGGAGGGAAAACCCUGGAGCAGGUUUAUGAGGAUGUGAGUCAGUGCUGCCAGGCUCUCUCCCAGCGGCUGGGAACACAACCAUACUUCUUCAAUAAACAGCCCACAGAACUGGAUGCGUUGGUGUUCGGUCACCUCUUCACCAUACUGACCACCAGACUGACCAGCACUGAGCUGGCAGAGAGGAUCAAGAGCUACAGCAACCUGCUGUCCUUCUGCAGACGCAUCGAACAGACCUACUUUGAAGACAAGAGCUCCUGAAGGGAAAUGAAACCUCUCACCUGUAUGAUUCUUCUUAUUAUAAUGAUGAUCUCGUGCUGUACAUUCGGUCCCUCCUCCUCUCAUUCCCUCGCUGUAGCACUGAGAAGCUAAAAUCUGCUUCUCUUCACACGCCUGUCCCUUUUCGUGAUUCUUGCUGUCCUUUUCUCUUUUGCGUGGUACUUGUACGUUGUUGCAUGCUGCUGAUAGGAGACCAGGUGAGCCAGUUAUGGAUUAAGAUGUGUCUACUGCAUUCAGAUAAAUAGACCUGAAAGUCAUGCAAGCUCCUUCUUUAGACACACAUGUAUAUAUCUAAAGCAAAAAGAUAAUUUAACACAAAAUAAAUCCUGACUUUCACGAGAAGAACACAAUCUGAUCUGCAUAACUCUUUCAGUUGAGCUGCUGCAGGAAGCCACCAAACGAGUUUUCACAGAGCCUUUACAUUUCCAGCAUUAUGUGAAUGAAAUAAGAAUACUGACGAUGGUAAUGAGACUCUUCUGUCCCAGAAGGAGGUCGGAUGUCGGGGUUAGCUGCAGAUGAUCUGACAGGGAUUCAGCGUCAGGCUCAAGGACACUUCAGCAGGGUGGAUGCUUCAUGAGCUUAGACUUAAUUUAUCUGCUCCUAUUGUUUGCUGUCUCCUCUGACGUCAUGGUGCAGAUACCUGCAGACUCAGAGAGGUUGGAUUUUUACAGCUGUGUGACACGGCUGCCUUUCACUUAGACGACGCAGUGCUGCUUUUCUUCUGUAUAAAAGAAAGAGGUGAACAUAAUGAAGAGGAUGUGACUUAAUCUUUAGUUUUCCACCAUUGUUUUUUCUUUGUGUGAAUUGAAAGUGCCUACAGAAUAAAAGUCAUUAAGUUCAACAUGC